Molecule: messenger RNA, 1048 nt
Organism: Boleophthalmus pectinirostris (great blue-spotted mudskipper)
Lineage: Eukaryota; Metazoa; Chordata; Actinopteri; Gobiiformes; Gobiidae
Gene: cd79a
Product: CD79a molecule, immunoglobulin-associated alpha
Exons: 5
Coding region: 126-788 (220 amino acids)
Biological process (GO): B cell receptor signaling pathway; B cell differentiation
Cellular component (GO): B cell receptor complex; external side of plasma membrane
Source: RefSeq, a predicted model, not a curated record
CAAAUGUGUGACUUGUCAAAGCCACUGAAGCAUGCCACCUGCUCAGAAGAGAAGUUGCGUGGUUGGCAAGUGUCUUGGAGUGUCAGUCUUGGAGAGAAAACAUUUGUCACAGAGACAGAAAAAAAAUGUUGGGGCUUCUUCUCUGCAGCUUUUGUGUGCUUUGUGUGCAGAGUGAGAUAACUUUGGAAGCCGAUAUCCCUUCUUUGAAAGUUAAAGUUGCUUACUCGGUCCGGCUGGAGUGCUGUUUCAACACCACUGGGAAAAUAGAGCUCAUUUGGAUCAAGCAAUCAAGAGAAAGUGCAAAGAAAAACAUUCUAUAUGACUCUUUAGGUGACGCUGUAAAUAAGACAAACGACUUGGGAGGUGGACAAUAUCGUGGCAUUCUCCACAUUCAGUCUACCGCACUGAAUGAUACUGGCUAUUACCGCUGCUUAAUCAAAACAGGACCCAAUCAUGUUUACGUCUAUACUCAUGGCACUUACCUGCAAGUUUAUAUGCCUCUUGAGAAGACCAUAAAACUGAGUGAAAGUGACAAGAAUGUUAUCCUAAUCACAGAGGGGAUCCUGCUUUUGUUAUGUGUGAUCCUGCCAUCAGCCGCCCUGCUUGUCAAGUCUAAAGACCUGAAUGAGCUGGAGAAAAGGAAGGUGCAAAAAGAAGAGGAGAACAUAUACCAGGGCCUAAAUUUGGAUGACUGCUAUGAAGCAUAUGAUCAGCUUGAACACCUGCAAGGAAAUGGCCCAUAUGAAGAUGUGGGAAACAAUGAAGACAUGCAACUUGAGAAACCUUAGAAGACGCCAAGUUUAAUACUCUUUUAUAUUGUUAAUUCACAUUUUGGCCUACAUUUUACAGAAAUAAUCUAACUAGUUUGAAAAAAAUACCGUUGAAAUAGGCUAUAUAUCCUCAUGUACAUCUUUUUAUUUGUUUUGUUUUGCAUUUUGAUGUCUGUAUUCUUUUUCAUGAUCUCAUCUGACCACUUUUUAUCAAAUAUUGUCAGUAUUCUCAAUGAGCUUGCCUAACUGUACGCUUCUUAAUAAAUGGGCGGAUCUUA